AUGUCUUUCAACACGGCAAAUACGCCGGAUGGAUUAGGCGUUCUUCUCUACAAUGGUGAGACAAUUGUGAUUUUUGCGCAAGGUGUUGUGAUGACAAUUGGGACCAGCGAAAACCUGAACUUGGAAGGAAGACGGACUGGCACAAUUUAUCUGACGUCGCAUCGAAUCAUUUUCAUGCCAGAUCCACCAGGAGAUUGGCUCAAGUCUUUCGAAAUGCCUUUCAAUAAUAUGCAAGAUGUGCAUUUGGAGCAGCCGAUAUUUGGAGCUAAUUAUCUGAGAGGAAUUGCUGUCGCUAUUCCUGGUAGUCAGAUGAGAGGAGAAGUUCCAUGGCGUAUGACGUUCAACAAGGGAGGAUGCAUCGACUUCGGACAAGCUCUACUUUUAGCAGUAGAUCGUGCGAGUCGAAUGCGUCCUGCGAAUGCGCCGCCUCCGUAUGCACCGCCAAUGGGAAAUUUCUACCAAGCACCACCUGCCUAUUACCAACCAGCAGAAAACCCAGAUCACGGAUACAAUCCACAAACAGACGCAUUUCCGGAGCAACCAAAUCCGUCUAGAGUAUUUAUUAGCGGCGCACCGCCACCGUACCCAGGAAUUGGACCGGAAAGAGAACCGCAACCCACUGAAGAACUGCGAGUUGCCGGACAGUUCGAAGCACCGCCAGCGUACUCUGAAACAUCCGAAGGACUACGACGAAGAAAUUGA
Molecule: messenger RNA, 702 nt
Organism: Caenorhabditis bovis
Lineage: Eukaryota; Metazoa; Nematoda; Chromadorea; Rhabditida; Rhabditidae
Source: the annotation of a GenBank genome assembly